GUUGCAACGUAGCAAAAGCGCUCGUUAUGGCCAGAAAUCGAGUCAUUUGAUAAGCAAAUCAAUAUUUCCACAGUAGAACCAUGGCGCUGAUAAGCCAGUAGCGAGACUGAAACGCUUAUCAAACGUAAAGGCAAACGAAAUAACCAGUAUAUAGAAACUGCAAUUGGAAGAAGGUAGCUGCUUAGCCUAGAUCCAACUGGAGGGGAGCCUUUACCUCUAGGAACGGAUCCACCAGGACGGCAGCAGCUUACCCAGAUUGAAUUGAAAAAGUUUACUCCAACUGAAUCUACCUAGCGCCACCUGCAACAAAGUCGUAUCUCAACGUACAUUCAAGCAUCCAGACUCAGAUGGAGCACAUUCUCUGGAGCUCUUUGGGAGCUCUGGCCCUCUUCUAUGCUCUUGUGAAAUUCUGCUUGGGCUAUUGGAAGCGACGUGGCAUACUCCAUGUCAAGCCAAAAUUUCUGUGGGGCAACAUUUCGGAGGUGGUGCGGGGCAAGAAGCAUGUCCAGCAGCUCCUGCUCUACCUCUACGAGAGCUACAAAGGACGCGCGCCCUUCAUCGGGUGUUAUGUGCUAUGUAAGCCCUUUCUGUUGAUCUUGGACUUGGAACUGGUGAGGAACAUUUUGGACAGCAAUGACGGUUACUUCACCAGUAGAGGACUCUACAACAAUGUGAAAGUGGAGCCGCUGUCCGGAAAUCUAUUCCAGUUGGAUGGGCACCGGUGGAGACAGCUCCAUGCUCAAUCCGCGCCAGUUUUUGCAGCCAGCAAUCUGCACAAGCUAUUGCCACAAUUGCUGAAGUCUUCGAGGAAGUUGCAGUCGGGAUUGGGAGAGAGAAAGCAGGAGUUGAAUGUUAGCCAACUGCUGGACAGCUACAAUGUAGAGUCGAUAGCGAAGCUAGCUUAUGGCCUGUCGUCCGAGGAUCUAUCAGAGUUUUCCUUAAUGACUCGCAGCUACUGGAGCAACUGGAGCUUGUGGCGCGCCUAUUUGGCCAUGGAGCUGCCCAUACUCGCACGCCUUGUGAAGUACCAGAGCUACGAACGGCUAGCCAAUGACUACUUCUAUAAACUAGUCCAGGAGCAAUUGCAGCAACAGCGCAAGAGAGAUCGCCAGCCCCUGCAAAGCUUUCUGCAACUCUUUGCCGCCACUGACAAAUCGCUGACGGAUGCUCAGAUUGCGGCUCAGGCGUUCGGGUUUAUUUUGGCUGGUCUGCAGCCACUGAAUGCGACUCUUGGCUUCUGUCUCUAUGAGCUAGCGCUGCAGCCGGAGCUCCAAGAGCGCGCGAGAGCGGAGAUUAAACGAGUGCUGAAGGCAAACGACGGACAGCUGACGACAGACGGACUCCAGCAACUCAGCUAUACGAAGCAAGUGCUAAAUGAAACGCUUCGUCUGCAUACGCCUUAUCCCUUUCUGCUGCGCCGUGCCACGCGUGAAUUCGAGCUGACCGAAUCGGUCUUUGUCAUCGCUCGUGGCAACAAUGUGGUAAUUCCCGUUGCAGCUAUACAUCGGGAUCCGAAUAUUUAUGUAGAGCCCGAACGCUUCGAUCCGGAGCGCUUUAGGCCGGAUGCAGUGCUUAAAAGGCCGGCAAUGUCCUUUCUGCCCUUCGGCCAGGGUCUGCGUGGCUGCAUAGCCAAGCAACUGGCAGAGCAGCAGCUACUAAUCGGUUUAGUUGCCCUGUUGGAGCAUCACAAGUACGAGCCCAGCGCAGAGACUCAAAUACCCAUGCUCUAUGACCCCAGCAAGCUACUGCUGAUGCCUAGAAAGGAUAUCAAAUUAAGGGUGCAGAGGCUGGAGAAGGACUAAAGAAGGAAAACAAAAUGAGUUUUCUUUCCUAAAUUUAUAAAAAAUUGUUGCUUUUUGGUAUUGUUUUGUAUGUUUUACGUAUUUUGUAUAUGCUACUACUUCAUAUAUUUUUAUUAUAAGCUAGGCUUGUGUGAUAAUUCUGACGUAUUACCUUAAAAAUCGAGAUUUUAAACGGACAAAUGAAACAAAUGAAGAACAAAUAAAUACCUUAAAC
Molecule: messenger RNA, 2016 nt
Organism: Drosophila arizonae
Lineage: Eukaryota; Metazoa; Arthropoda; Insecta; Diptera; Drosophilidae
Gene: Cyp6u1
Product: Cytochrome P450 6u1
Molecular function (GO): iron ion binding; heme binding; monooxygenase activity
Source: RefSeq, a predicted model, not a curated record